AUGGGUCCACGUGUCAUUACUUCAUCCAUUGGAAACACAGUUCUCACAGAAUACGAAUUUAUCAAGCCUCUCGGUGAAGGUUCCUUCGGUUCCGUUUGGCUUGCCAACAAUACAGCACUUAACUAUCAAGUCGCCAUCAAAGUUUUACCAAAAGCUCUCUUCACAGAUACAAUUUCUAUUACUCGUCUCCAACGUGAAAUUAAUCUUCAAAAGAAUAUGGACCAUCCAUUCAUUGCUAAGCUCUUCCACCACAUUGAAGAUCCAGAAAAUCAUUACCUUGUAAUGGAAUACGUCGAAAACGGAAACCUCCUUGAUUACGUUAACGAAAAUGGUCGUUUAAACGAUGAGCAAGCUAGAAAGUACUUCCUCCAAUUGAUUUCCGUUCUUGAUUAUCUCCACAACAAGCUUCACAUCGCUCACAGAGAUCUCAAGGCCGAAAACAUCCUUCUCGAUAAGAACAGAAACAUUAAAGUCAUUGACUUUGGUCUUUCUCGCCAAUUUACAGAUGCUGAUCCACAGCUUCAAACAGCUUGUGGUUCCCCAGCGUAUGCCGCACCAGAAAUGAUUUUAGGCGAGCCAUACGAUAAGUCCUGCGAUAUUUGGAGUGCUGGUAUCUUAUUGUACGCUAUUUCUUGCAGAGAACUUCCAUUCGAUGACAAUGAUACGCAGGCUACCCUUCGUAGAAUCGUCUAUACAGAACCAGUUUUCCCACACUACCUUUCUUCAGCUCUUAUUGAUCUUCUUAAGAAGAUGCUCAAGAAGAACCCACAGAAGAGAAUCACACUCGAAGGCAUCAAGAACCACCACUGGUUCUCACAGACACAAUACUCCGUCGCAGAGCCAACCGAUGACGUCUUGACCGAUGAGACCGCUAUCGACAAGCACGUUGUCGACGAAAUGAUCGAACUUAACAUCCCAAUUGAUGGCCUCAACGAAGCUAUUCUCGCAAAGGACAUGAACGCUCUUACAUCUCUCUACGAACAAUUACGUCGUAAGCAUCUCAACACUCCUCCAGAGCAGCGUAUCCCAUCCGCUAAGACUCAGAUCAAGGAUGGUCAGACUAUCCCACCUCUCAAAGCUACACUCGCUAGACCAACUACCAAAUUCCCAUUCGGAGCUGCUAACAAGCCAAGACAGCUUGCUGCUGCUCAGAUGGGUGUCGCUAUCCCACAGCGUAGAAUGUCUCGCCCAGUCGCCGUCAGAAGGCCAAUUAAACCGGCCAUUCCUCCACAGCAGCCUUACGACGCAAGGCCAGCAGCCAUCCUUCAGUAA
Trichomonas vaginalis G3 is the source of this 1272-nucleotide messenger RNA. RefSeq names its product protein serine/threonine kinase protein. The transcript has a single exon. Bases 1 to 1272 code for a protein of 423 amino acids. Gene Ontology annotation, molecular function: ATP binding; protein kinase activity. Lineage: Eukaryota; Parabasalia; Trichomonadida; Trichomonadidae. The record is from RefSeq and is a predicted model, not a curated record. Gene Ontology annotation, biological process: protein phosphorylation.